AAGUAAAUUAACGUUUGUACCGGAUGUGUCGUAAUGAAAACGCGACCCAACCGGAUAUGCAAUCGCAAUACAGUGUAUCGAAAAGAAAGUGGAAGAAACGGAAUCACAAUGAAUACUCGAGGACUCCGCUCUCAGCUGAAAGACAGUGUACCUGUGGCAGGCUUAUGUCCACAGGGAGCUUAUGGAGUGCAGGACUCUCUACGUAGCGGCUUUACCAGCGUAAAGAAUGAGCUCCUUCCAAGCCACCCACUGGAGCUGUCAGAGAAAAAUUUCCAGCCGAACCAGGACAAGAUGAAUUUCUCCACCCUCAGAAACAUCCAGGGUCUUCAUGCUCCACUCAAGCUGCAGAUGGAGUACAGGGCAGCUAGACAGAUCCAGCGUCUGCCGUUCUUACAGAGUUCAAACCUGGCUCUGGAUACACUGCGAGGCAAUGACGAGUCCAUCGGCUUUGAGGACAUCCUCAACGAUCCAACCCAGAGUGAAAUGAUGGGCGAGCCACACAUGAUGGUGGAAUACAAACUGGGACUGUUGUGAAAGAAGAUUGGCACACACAAUACAUAGUUACACACAUAGAUUUAGGUUUAUUAUUUGUCUGCAUACAUUUGUUUAUUGGAUGAAAAAUCACCAACUCUGGUUCUGGAGAAUUGAGUCUGAAAUCUUUUGGGAAAGAGAGGGACUCCAUGUGUGUUACAGGUUACCCUGUAAAUGACUUAGAUCUGUAGUGUUGAACAUCAUUCAGACAUGCAUUCAGUGCUGCUUUUGUAUGAUUCCAAUCCGGUUGAUAUUUCUAAUAAACUUCAUAACCUUCUCCUGA
Molecule: messenger RNA, 814 nt
Organism: Perca fluviatilis (European perch)
Lineage: Eukaryota; Metazoa; Chordata; Actinopteri; Perciformes; Percidae
Product: proteasome maturation protein
Exons: 6
Coding region: 34-534 (166 amino acids)
Biological process (GO): proteasome assembly
Cellular component (GO): cytoplasm; nucleus
Source: RefSeq, a predicted model, not a curated record